AUGGCAUUUUCCAAAUUCCGGCGAAUACUCACCUGUGGCUGUUACAAAGAUUCAGAGUCUGAAACAGAUAGCAAGACACCCCCAACUGGGAGUGGUAUUAGUGACGAAGAUGAACCGUUUAGUGGUUUGAGCGAGGUCGCUGCUCCGGUUCCGGUUGAGCGUACAACUGAAGAGGAAGAAGCGCGACACGAAUCACUCGAUAGCAAUAUCUCUCGCUCACAUUCGCACCCUCAUCUCUCCAACAAUUGA
This is a messenger RNA of Penicillium vulpinum, 249 nucleotides long. RefSeq lists its product as uncharacterized. The transcript has a single exon. Bases 1 to 249 code for a protein of 82 amino acids. NCBI's taxonomy places the organism in Eukaryota, Fungi, Ascomycota, Eurotiomycetes, Eurotiales, Aspergillaceae. The record is from RefSeq and is a predicted model, not a curated record.